Pleuronectes platessa (European plaice) is the source of this 2970-nucleotide messenger RNA. It is a transcript of the gene ccdc146, whose product is annotated as coiled-coil domain containing 146. The record is from RefSeq and is a predicted model, not a curated record. Bases 1 to 2766 code for a protein of 921 amino acids. Gene Ontology annotation, cellular component: cytoskeleton. The transcript has 22 exons. NCBI's taxonomy places the organism in Eukaryota, Metazoa, Chordata, Actinopteri, Pleuronectiformes, Pleuronectidae.
AUGAGGGGAGAGAGGGAGGCAGGUCCUCCGCCUGCACUCGCUGCAUGGUGCCUUCCUGCCUCGCGCUCCAUUCAGUUGUUGUCGUUGGGAAAAAUCAGCCAGUCCAAAGCAACCAGACUGAAAUCCAGCUACAGGCGACUGAGUAACACUCUGAGGAGUGCCCAGGACUGUGAGCUCCAGCGUUUGGGGGAGGCUAAGAGGUCUCGUGCUGAGCUGGAGAGGCUGCACACUGAGCUGGAGAGAACAGAGGAGCAGAGCAUCUCCGAGGAGCCCGAGAGCGAGGUCAAAGAACUGAGGCAGCAGCUCCUGCGGGCAUACAACGAGCUGAGGGCUGCCGAGAACACGCAGUACAACACGCAACUCCGACUGAAGUGUCUGUGGGAGGAGAAGCGCUACCUGGAGACAGAGAAUGAGACUCAGCUGGAACCUGCUGAGCUGGAGAGCAGAAUCAAAGCCCUGCAGGACAAAAAUGAGGAUCUGAGGAUAGAAGUGGCUCAGAGACAAGUGGAAGUCAGAAGUCUCACUGAAGAUGUGGAAAGCCACGAAGCUCAGAUACUGAGAGAACAGAAAGAGCUGGAGGACCAGAAGGAGAUCAUAGAGCUCAAAGAGGCAGAGAAAGCCCAGCUCAUCAGCGUACCUGACCAGAUAUCAGAGAAGAUGAAGAGGAAACGCUCCAAGAAGGAAGCCGCUCUGAAGGAAAUAGAAGCACUGAACGCCGUGAUCUCCGAAUCGGAGCAGCAAGUGCAGGAGGUGGAAGUACGAAACCGAUCCCUCAGGAGGAGGAGGGAGGAGGUGGUGCAGAAGCUGGAGGCUCUCCAGGCCCAAGUCGAAGCCAGUCAGAGAGAGUGCAGACAGCUGCUGAAAGAACAGGAAGUCAGCAGGGAGGAGGAGGUGGAAUUCAUUGGGACCAGAGGUAUCCUGGAAAUGAAGCUACAGAACGUCAUGUGUGACAGAAAGCACCUGUUCGAGAGCCAGUCUGUGCAGCUGCGGGAGAAAAAUAGGCAGAUGCAAGCCCUCAAGAGGAUGGAGCACGCGUUGACCACGGCCACGGAGCAGCUAGGACACGUGCAAUCGAUCCACAGCGAGCUGCAGGCCCAGUUAGACGCUGUUCCCGGGAGAGAGGCCGGCACUCGGCAGAGGAUGGAGCUUCAGAAGGAGGUGGACGCUCUUAAAGUCGGCUUUGAAAAACAGCUCUCCGUGGCAGAGGAGGAGAGCCAGAAGAAGCGUCAGUACGGGCUGAUUCAGGAGCUGCUGCAGGAGUCGAACCUCCUCAGAGAGGAACUCCACCACCUCAGAUGUCUCACCAAGAUCAAAGUUGAGGAGAGGGGCCAGAAGCACCGCGAACUGCUCAGGGCCGAGCGACUGCACCAGCUCAUCCAGUACGAGCUGCGAGAGAAAGACCUGAUCAUCAUGGACCACAACAAGCUGAAUACACUGCUGCAGCGCAGAAUAUCACAGUAUUCUAAACUGUGCGACAUGUUUACGGAGGAGAAGAACAAGUACGUCAAGCUGAAGCAGUUCGCCUCGCAGUCGUUCACCGAGCUGACGGAGCAGCUCAGGGUCCUGGAGAACGAGACGGAGAUCCAGCACACCAUCGCCGUCAACAAGGACAGAUUCCUCACAAAGGCUCGUAUGAAGCUCUCCAGCUGCUCCAAAAUGAGGGACAAGCUGCGCAAUGACAUCUCCAAGGUUGCAUGGAAGCACCAUCAGAUCAGUCAGGAUGGUGACGACCACAAACUGGAGCUGUCGAAACUCACCCAAAUGAUCAACCUCCAGGAGCAGGCGCUUCUGGAGAUCAACAAGAACCAUGAGACGGCUGUGCAGUGUCGCAAUUUUCUUGGCAUCCAGCUGCUGGAGCACGAGGAGGUGUUGUUCAACUACCGCGGGAAGGUGAACGUCCAAGAGGCGGCCAUCGGUAACGGCAACGUGGCGCUGGAGACGUUGGAGAGGGAAAUGAAAGAUCUGCAGUUGGCCAUUAGCGAGGAGAAGAGACAGAUUGAGCUGAAGAAGAAGGAGGUGCCCCUGAAUAGAAAGCUGGAGGGAGAGAUCACCGUGUUGCAGAUAGAGCUUUCAGAAGCCAGGGACAAGACAAUUGAAUGUCUGAACCAAACUGUGGCUUACAAAGAAUUAAAAGGCAACGACCCGACGUCCAAAGAACUGGUCAGGAAAAUGGAGCAGCUCAAGGUGAAUCUUGCCGAACGCGAGAGGCAGCUGCUGGAGAAGUCGCUCCUCGUGGACCAGGUGACCCGUCUGUCGAAGCCGCUCAGCGAGCAGGAUGAGAGCUGCCGGCAGGACCGACUCUCGCUGGGGAAGAAGCUCAACGAGAUCCGAGCUCAAAUAAUCGAAGCCACCCACCGACUGAUGGCCGUGUCUGCCGAACUUUCCAUGAAGCAAGCUGCUGCUUUGUCUCAACAGCAGGAGAUCAAAGAGAGAGAGCUCCAGAUGGACAUGUGCCAGCGGCGGCAGGAGCAGGGCCUGCCACCGUGCCCUGAGAUGGAGGAGGAGUGGAGGAGGAUGCUCCGGAACAAGAGGAGGCGGCAGAGGGACAAAGAGGAGAGAGAGAAGCUGGCUCAAGAAGAAGAGUGGAACCAGUUGCCAAAUGGAGAGUUCACCACAGCCGAGAGCCGUCCCAACGCGUACAUCCCCGAGACCGACUCGCUCCCUCUGCCCAGACCCUACGGAGCCCAGCCGCCGUUCAAGCCCUCGCAGCCAGGGGGCAACAUGAGGCACAUCCGCAAACCAACGCUCAAACCCAUCGAGAUGUAAGAAACAAUAUGUGCACCUUCAGGAAGGAGAUAUACUUGCUGUGAACUACGCAAACACAUCAUGGCUGCACUAAAUUCAUUAAAGUGUCCCUGGGAGAUAUCUCAUUUUUACUCGACCGAUCAUGGGAAAUUAAGAAAUCGCAAAUUUCACGUUUUUAGAUAUAUUUUCUAGUGGAUUUGGCAAAUCAAUAAACGUGUGUCUGCA